This is a messenger RNA of Thunnus maccoyii (southern bluefin tuna), 4204 nucleotides long. RefSeq names its product multidrug and toxin extrusion protein 1-like. The transcript has 16 exons. NCBI's taxonomy places the organism in Eukaryota, Metazoa, Chordata, Actinopteri, Scombriformes, Scombridae. Gene Ontology annotation, cellular component: membrane. The coding region runs from base 157 to 1920 and encodes 587 amino acids. Gene Ontology annotation, molecular function: antiporter activity; xenobiotic transmembrane transporter activity. The record is from RefSeq and is a predicted model, not a curated record. Gene Ontology annotation, biological process: xenobiotic detoxification by transmembrane export across the plasma membrane.
UGGAGGAAGCUCUUUAAAUCUGCAGUGGUCCCACGUGCGUAACCCCUCCUCUGGUUAUCAAAAACCAAGUCGUCACACCUCGUUUGACAUUGUCCGUCACAGUUGGACGGAGCACUGUCAACAUCAUUUGUGAAGAGCGCCUAAGUUUGCACAAUUAUGGACGGCUCCAGUAAAACCCCAAUUAAAUCUAGUGAAGUAGUGAAGGAGGAUUUAAAAGCAAGUGAAGCCUCUGUUCAUGGCUCCGGUGAAGCCCCGGGCUCGUGCCUAAAACGCGUGAGAGACUUUAUCCCGUUGGACUACCGCAAUGAGCUGGUACAACUUUUCAAACUAGCGGGACCAGUGGUCAUUUCCCAGCUGAUGGUCUUCAUGAUCAGUUUCGUCAGCACGGUGUUUUGUGGUCACCUAGGGAAAACAGAACUUGCAGGAGUAUCAUUAUCAAUUGCGGUGGUUAACGUCACUGGUAUUUCCAUUGGCACUGGUUUAUCAUUAACUUGUGAUACCCUCAUAUCUCAGACGUAUGGGAGCGGUAACUUGAAGCGUGUUGGUGUGAUUCUUCAGAGGGGGAUUCUGAUUCUGCUGCUGGCCUGUUUCCCCUGCUGGGCUAUCCUCAUCAACACUGAACCUCUCCUACUUGCUGUCAAACAGAGCCCAGAGGUCGCCAGUCUGUCCCAGCUGUAUGUGAAGAUCUUCAUGCCUGCUCUGCCGGCUUCUUUUAUGUACCAGCUGCAAGGGAGGUAUCUUCAAAAUCAGGGAAUUAUAUGGCCUCAGGUAAUAACUGGAGCCAUUGGAAAUAUCCUCAAUGCAGUCAUCAACUACGUCUUCCUCUAUCAUCUGGAUUUGGGGGUUGCUGGAUCUGCAGCAGCCAAUGCUAUCUCACAGUAUAUGCUGGCCGUGGUGCUCUACGUUUACAUCUGCUGGAGGGGUCUGCACAAGGCCACAUGGGGAGGUUGGUCACUGGACUGUCUGCAGGAGUGGGGAUCCUUUGUCCAGCUGGCCAUCCCAAGUAUGCUCAUGCUUUGUCUGGAGUGGUGGAUGUUUGAGGUGGGAGGUUUCCUGGCUGGUGUAAUCAGUGAGGCAGAACUGGGAGCUCAGUCAGUAGUAUAUGAGCUGGCGGUGGUAGCCUACAUGUUCCCACUUGGAUUCUCUGCUGCUGCCAGUGUACGGGUUGGGAAUGCCCUUGGUGCAGGAAACAUUGAGCAGGCCAAGCUGUCUUGCAAAGUUCCCAUCAUCUGUGCAUUCAUAAUUGCAUGUUUUGUUGGAGCUAGUCUCGGCAUCUCCAGAAAUGUCAUUGGAUACAUUUUCACCUCAGAGGAAGACAUUUUACAGAGGGUUGCUGCCGUCAUGAUAAUAUUUGGUUUCAUGCAUCUUGCUGAUGCUGUCGCGGCUGUGGCUGGAGGUGUUCUUAGAGGAGCAGGAAAACAGUUGAUUGGUGCUCUAUGUAAUCUGGUGGGAUACUACUUCAUUGGCUUCCCUAUUGGUGUGUCUCUGAUGUUCGCAGCAAACAUGGGCAUUGUCGGACUUUGGACAGGACUUACCAUUUGUGUGUUAAUGCAGUCAAUAUUCUUUGUCGCAUUUGUGUACAAACUUGAUUGGAAAAAGGCUGCUGAAGAGGCUCUCGUGAGAGCAGGAGUCCAGAUUAAAGAAGAAAAAGAGAUUAUCGGGAUGGGAAACAAAGACUCCAAUCACAACCAGGCCCAGGUCAGCGCUACUGCCUCCAGUUGUGAGAGUGCUGAGGAAGACCACACAUACCAGGAGGCGGAUGGUGCAUGCCAGAGUAGAACUGCUACUGCUACAGUAGGAGAUGUUCUCUCAGUAACACAGCUUGUUUUGCGGCGUGGUCUGACAUUGCUGCUCAUGGUCGUCAUCCUCGUGGCUGGAAUCUUCGCCAAUACCUUCCUCACCAGGCUGCUGAUGGUUUAGUGCUGCCAGUCAACCUGAAGGCUGUCAGGUUUGAUAGCAUAAAGCUCUGCUAAGCAAUAUUUAUAUAUAACACUAAAUCACCCUGUAGUGUGAAAGGGUUACUGUGCUGUUGAUCCCACUGAGGAUCAACACCUCAGUCUGCAAUUUUGCACAGCUUUUAGCCCACAGCCCUCUCAUAUAACUGGGCAGCCAUUGUAGGACAGCAACCUGAAUUAAGAGUCAAACAUCUUGCAAACCAAAGAGACACAGAUGUUUUUUGAGGAGUUUUCGGACCAAACCAGGAGCUACAUGCAAGUGAUUGACCUUGGAGUGCUGGACUGAUCAACAGGUAGUAAGAUAGAGAGCUUUAAUGGGAUGCUCAUGUCAUUCUGUUUCUGUCAAAUGUUUGUGUAAUAUCGGGCAGGUGUUAAUAAUCAUAACAAAUUUGAUGUAUGUCUUUAUGUCAAUGCUUUUUACUGUGAUUUUGUGUUGGAGUCAACGUGUAACCCCUAGAAGUUGAAACCGCUUAAUGCAACUUUAACCCUUUCAUGCAUGAAUUAUGAUAAUCUCAGUCAGGAUUUUUUUCCUAAGUGUUUUUAUUCCUCUUUAGGCAUGAAAAAAAAUAUUUGAAUUUCAUUUUUUUUUAAACAUGCAUUUUUCAAGGAGUUUUUCACAUGUUCACUCAGGUGGACAGCAUGUGUUUGAGUUUUCAACUGAAGGAAUAUGUAUUUAACAAACCAAUGAAUACAAUUAUAUAUUAUUUGAAAACUAUAAAAUAAUAUAUAUUUUCAAAGCUGUUAAACUAUUGUUUUAACAUAUUUUAACAUAUUCUAAUACUGUUCAGUGCAAUGCAAAAACAUUGAACUUUGUUCCUGACUGCUCAGCCUCUCCCUUCUGUCUUACUGUUUAUUAGCACAUGAACUACAGAUGACUUGAAAUGCAGAAGAUCCUUCUUUUCUAAUCCAGACAUUCUUUUGAGGUGCCAGGCAUUCCCUCAGCAUCCUCAGCUCCCUCAGCAUCCUUAUCCUCCUUAGCAUCCUCAGGAUCCUCAACCCCCUCUGCAUCCUCAACCCCCCCAGCAUCCUCAGCAUCCUCAGCUCCCUCAGUAUCCUUAGCCCCCUAAAACUACAAGUUACAUUCUAAUAACACAAAUCAAUUGAUUCACAGCCAAAAAAGUUACUGCAGAUGAAGUGUUUUCAAGAACAACAAAGUUGCAGUAAUAGUAUAAUUGUAGUUGAAAUAUAGCCAGUGAUGCAUGAUGUCCAACUUAGUGGACAGAUGAUUAAUCAUCAUUUUCUCCCAACAUAAAAUUAAUACUUGGAAAGUUUAACAAUUGUAUUACUCUUUAGUUGUUACUUGAUAUUACAAAUUUUUAUUUACCUGCAAGGGUCUACUACCAUAGAAGGAUUGGGAAGAUAUUCCUGAGCUGCUGAGCAUUUCCGGCCGGCUGGCAGUCAUCUUGAUUUUGAGUGUCUGUGUUUCACUUACAAAGGCUGGCCAAUGAAUGGCAGUGUAUGAGAAGACACACUAGAGUCCACUGUGGUGGCUGAUGUGCAACUAUACCAUCAAAACCCAUGCAUAUAUAAGAAAAUGGCUUUUGAAUAGCUGUCCACUGUAGUGACCACUAUGCAUGAAAGGGUUAAUGAACAAUCUGUUCAGGCAUGCAGUGUUUGCUUUAAUUUUCAAACAUGCCUGAACCAGGUGAGAGUAAGGCGCUGUAUGAUAUCAUGUGUGAAGGUAGUUCAGCUCAGGUCGGGUUAGAAAGAAAGAUGUUUUGAUUUUAGAGGAAUUUUUGAGAUGUUUACAUUCUGUACCUUGGGUUCAAGCAAAUAUAAAGUGCAGUAAGUGUGUUUUCUAAAGAAUAUUUGGAAGGUCAUAUGAGAUCAUAUGAUGCCUUGUUUUGUCAUCUAAGGCUUUUCUUUGUAAGACCAAAACAUAAAACUCUAAUAUUUUUUAUUCAGGUUCCUUGUAAGUGUUAGUCUUUGAUUCUUGGUCAACACUUGUGAAUAUUGUUGUGUUUAUACAAUAUAUACCUGUAGUAUAGAUGUAGAUGUUUUCCUCAGAAAGUCUGUGGUAUUUAGUAUGUAAAUGAGUUGCCUUUAGUACUCUCUAAACUACUCCUUCUUUUUGAUGCCAUUUGUGACAAAUGAGUGUUUUACUUACAAAUACCAAAGAAAAUAAUCAAAGUGAAAAUCAGCAAAGCCAAAGAAGUUGUGUGAGCAACAGGGUGAGAGUAUUUUCUCUAAUGAGUCAUAUUCUUACCAUUGUCAUUUUCUCAAUAUGAAUAAAUAAGUGAUUGACAUAA